Ogataea angusta is the source of this 729-nucleotide messenger RNA. RefSeq lists its product as uncharacterized. Bases 1 to 729 code for a protein of 242 amino acids. The transcript is spliced from 2 exons. The record is from RefSeq and is a predicted model, not a curated record. Lineage: Eukaryota; Fungi; Ascomycota; Pichiomycetes; Pichiales; Pichiaceae.
AUGAGAUUGUUCACUCUCCUUCCACCUAAGGAAAUCGUCAAGAAGACCACUUCCUCCAAGAAGGUUGACGCUCCUCCUCCAUCUGCCGACAAGUCCAGGGCCAAGAAGAACAAGAAGCCAUCUGUGACUGGUAACGAGGCUGGUUUGAAGUUCAAGAACCAGAAUCCUGACGUUGAGCCACCAAAGUCCACUGAGCGUCGUACUGCCAAGAGUAAGAACUACGACAGACACUCCAAGAGCGGAAAGACCGAGACUGCCAAGUCUCAAAAGACCAAGCUUGGAGAUGAAGCCGAGGCCCAGAUUGAGGCCGAGGCGGAUGCUGCUGAGGAAUUGGCUGCUGAGGAGGAAGAGGAGGCCGAAAAGCCAGUUUACAAGACUCUUGAUGACUACUUCAGCGAGUUGCAAUUGCAACAGGAGGGUCUUGCUGCUCAGCCGAAGAGAGCCCCUAACGCCGGUGCUGAGGACAAGUGGUCCAAUGCUGAAUUGCUUGUUAAAGAAAGAGAGGUCUUUAUUCCACCAACUUCUGUCAAGCAAACCAAGCAAAAGGCCAAGAAGGCCAAGCAGUACGUGGAUGUCAACGUUAUUGUUGCCGACGAGGUUCGUAUCCCAAGAGAGAGACCAGCUAGAUCCAGCAACACCAGAGGUAGAGGAAGAGCUCCAAGAGGCAAGGCACCUAAGUCUGCUGCCCCAAAGAUCGAACUUAACGACAAGAACUUCCCAGCUCUAUGA